Messenger RNA from Exophiala bonariae, 1095 nucleotides. RefSeq lists its product as uncharacterized. The coding region runs from base 1 to 1095 and encodes 364 amino acids. The record is from RefSeq and is a predicted model, not a curated record. Gene Ontology annotation, cellular component: cytoplasm. The transcript has 3 exons. Lineage: Eukaryota; Fungi; Ascomycota; Eurotiomycetes; Chaetothyriales; Herpotrichiellaceae. Gene Ontology annotation, molecular function: (R,R)-butanediol dehydrogenase activity. Gene Ontology annotation, biological process: butanediol biosynthetic process.
AUGAAGGCUGCACGCUUUCACGGCGUAAAAGACAUUCGCAUUGAGGAGAUUCCACUGCCUACCACAGCGGCGGGUCUCGCCCUUAUCGAUGUUGAGUGGUGCGGCAUAUGCGGCACAGACCUUCAUGAAUAUCUCGCUGGCCCUGUAUUGAUAUCUCCUACAAACAAACCUCAUGCUCUGACAGGCGAGCAUAUGCCUAUCGUUAUGGGCCAUGAGUUCUGCGGCCGUAUCCGCCAACUACCAGAUGGCUAUCGCGGUGUUCUAGCCGUCGGACAACCUGUCAUGGUCGAUCCGCGGAUCUACUGUGGCAUCUGUAAUACCUGCAAUGAAAUUUCGACAAAUUUUUGCCCGAAGAUAGGAUUUCUUGGGUUGAAUGGGCAAGGAGGAGGUCUCGCUGAGACAGCAGCCGUUGAUGUCAACAUGUGCUACGCCCUACCCGAAACUGUCGAUUUGAGAUUGGCUGCACUGAUUGAACCCCUGUCUGUGGCCAGACAUGCUGUGCGGGUUUCUGGUAUUACUGAUCUUUCGCGAAUCAGAGUGCUUAUUCUUGGGGGUGGCCCAAUUGGUCAGGCUGUAGCGCUGACUUUGAAGAACUGGGGCGCUCUGGAGGUUAUUGCCUCAGAGCCGGCCGACUUGAGACGAGAGCAGAUCAAGCACUUGGUAGACGCUGUGAUCGACCCCAGGGCGCAGAACGUUGUUGCUGAAUGUAAAAACCUAACAUGUGGGUCUGGAAUUGAUUUGGUAUUCGAUUGUGCUGGUGUUCUCCCUGCGAUGAAUGCUGCAUUCGACGCCCUGAAGAAUAGAGGGAUUUAUGUCAAUGUUGCAGUGGCAUGGCAGUCGCCGCCCAUUAUCCCUCUGACAGCGUUUAUGCUCAAGGAAAUCACUAUCAAAGGAACUUUAACGUAUGAAGACGAGGAUUUCGCUGCCGUCGUCCACGACUUUUCAAUAGGCAGAUUUGGGAAUCUUGAAUCAAUGGUGACCGCGCGAAUUGGACUUGAUGAGGUAGUCGACGGCGGCUUCGAGCGACUCAUCUGCGAUAAGGACAGACACAUCAAGAUUCUAGUGAUACCCAGACGGCAUCUCUUGAGCCUGUGA